Molecule: messenger RNA, 1248 nt
Organism: Symbiodinium necroappetens
Lineage: Eukaryota; Dinophyceae; Suessiales; Symbiodiniaceae
Source: the annotation of a GenBank genome assembly
GCCGACUCGGCCGUGCUGGAGCUGCCGGGGAAAGUCGGCUGGGGGCCAACCAUGGGCGGCCUCGUCCUGGCGAGGUCACUCGAGGUCUUCAGCCGCAUUCUGGCACUCAACGUGCUGCAAGCGUCGCUGCGGGGCUUUCCGCUGCUGCGAUUCGCCGGCUUGGGAGCAGUUGCACUCGCUUUCCUCGCGGCUUGCCUGGCCUUCCCGGACGCCUCCUGGGCCGACCGCGCAGCCCCUCGGCUCGGCCCGGCAGCUGCAAGCGCAGCUGCAAGAGCAGCUGCAAGACAGAUCCUGGAGCCGAAUUCCCUGCUAAAAUUGCGGCUGCUCGGCGGUCGACUUCGGGUAGAAUUCGAGCUGGGGGAGGGCGGGAUGCAGAGAGCUGCAGAGGCGCUGCGUCGCGGGACGUAUUCAUGCAUGAUCCACGUCGUGCUGGUGGCUGCUGCCGGAGGAGGGCAGUUGCUGCUGCGGACGAGCACGGUCCUGCCGGAUAUGCUGCUGAUUGCGUGGCUCGUGCCGGGCUUGACUUGUCCAAGUCAAGGUCGGGUCGUGAGCUUCGUCAGCUGGGCAGCGCUUGGCCUCCUCAGCUGGCUCGGCCACCACGUGGAGCAGCCACGCUUUGCGGCUUUGGCGUCAGGCGACGAGCCGGUCAUAGCCUACUCGACCUUGCUGGCUGGCUUCCCCAGCCCGGACGGCCAGGUGCCCAAGGCGGUCCUGGCAGCAAUGCAGGGCAAGUUCGCCGUCGACUUGACGACAGACGCCGCGGCCCGCGGCUUGACGCAGCAGGGCCUUGAGAGGAUCCUCGCGUCCACCGGUGAUGCUAUCCACUUCGAUGGCGAGGUGGUUGAGAGGCUGGCCAUCAACAGGAUGGCGGUGGUGGAGGGCUUGGCGACGUCGCAUCCUACCACUCUGCACCUCCCUGACUUCUUCGUCCCAGCGGACUCUUGGGAGCGCUUGGGCGCGAGCCUGGACAGCGACCGCCUGCGGAAGGUGGACCUCGAAGGGUGCUUCUGGUCUUCUGGCGCGGGCUCCAAGGCGCUGCUGGCCGGGCUGGCGCGGUGCCGGAAGCUGCAGGACCUGGCCAUGGACAAUUGCCGCAAAGUCCCGGGCGAGGCCUGGGCGGAGCUCCGAGCCGCGGAGUGGCCGGAGCUCCGGAAGGCCAACUUUAUUGGGCGCCUCGGCCCUGAGAGCUGGCGGGUCGGAGGGUUGAUGGGUGGAGGGGAGAGAGAGAGAGAGAGAGAGAGACCGUAG